Mytilus californianus (California mussel) is the source of this 542-nucleotide messenger RNA. RefSeq lists its product as uncharacterized. The transcript has 4 exons. Lineage: Eukaryota; Metazoa; Mollusca; Bivalvia; Mytilida; Mytilidae. The record is from RefSeq and is a predicted model, not a curated record. Bases 36 to 542 code for a protein of 168 amino acids.
UUAGUCUGAAACGAUUAGGAGAAGUCGGCAGUAAAAUGGAUGAUGAUGGAAAACGAAUGUCUUUGUAUGGCAAGAGUGAAGUAAAUCCAGGAGAACUAGAUGGAUUAUGGAAAAACGUAUUAUCAAGAACGGAAAAUAUCAGAAGAAAACAUUUGGCUACGAUCGGAGAUGGUUCGAGACAUUGGCGAGGCAUAAAACAGUGGUCAAGGUCAGAAUUAGAUCCUGUUUGUAAUACCAUAUACAACCACAGAAAACGAGAAACUGUUGCUGAUGUAUUAACAACUUAUGACCGCCUUUUCCACAUAAAAUAUGGGUAUGAUAGUAAAUUGCAUCGUGAUGACAGGAACAGUAUAAAAACCAUCGGGUUGUCAGUUCAAGACGAGGAACAACAGAGGGUUAUACCUGUCCUGUCAUCGUCGCAUUACGGAAGUCGUCUAGAUAAACCAUUAGAGUCUUUUGUUAGGAAACAUAGCAAAAUCGAACAUAUAUUGAAAGGCUUUUAUUACAGAAGAGGAACCGGAUUACCUCCCUUAGAUAUAUAG